CGAGAUCAAAAUGCAGUGUCAGCAAAUAUUGAUAAUCUUUUACUGAGAGGAAGUAGCCUAAAAAAUACCGAUUGGUGUAUUGGAUUAGUCGUAUACACGGGUCACGACACGAAAGUUAUGCUUAAUUCUGGAAAAAUGCAUUAUAAGGUAACAGGGAUAGAAAAAUCAUUAAAUAUGCUAUGUCUAAAGGUUAAAAACUGAUAUUAUAGUUUAGGUUAUUAUUGGAAUGUUUAUUUUUGAUCUUCUUUCCGCUCUGGGUUCCGGAUUAUGGUCAUAUUAUGUGGGUCGCUUCUUUGAAAUAUAUUUACCUACUCCUACCUUUCUAGAAAAACUGAAUUCAGAUAUCCAAGCUACUAUUAUUUCAUUGAUCACGAUUCUUUCAUAUUUUAUUUUAUACAGCAAUUGUGUACCUAUAUCUCUUUAUGUUAGCAUUGAAUUAGUCAAAAUUGGACAAAGUUUGUUUAUUAACUGGGAUAAAAAUAUGAUCAGUACUAAUAAUAACGUCAGAGGAAAGUGUAGAACUACAGCUUUGGCUGAAGAUCUUGGCCAAAUAGAACAUAUAUUGACUGAUAAAACCGGAACCCUUACAAUUAACUUCUUUAAAUUUAGACUUUGUUUAAUUGGAGAAAAAUUUUACUUGGAGGAAAGGACAGUUGAUUCAAUAAAACUGGAAAUACAUGGGAAGAUCGAAAUAUUCAAAAUCUAUUGCACUCUUGAGUUUACUAACGCUAGAAAACGGAUGAGUAUUAUUGUCGAAAAUAACGGAAAUAUUUAUUUGCUUAGCAAAGGUGCAGAUGAUGUUAUUUGUACAACCUGUGAGUUACAAGACUUGGAAAGAAUGAAAAUUAAACAAAAUCUUGAGGUGGUUGACUUUAUCAUCACUUUUCAGUUUAUUUCGUCAGAAGGCCUUAGAAUUCUCUGCAUGUCUUAUAAACAGUUGUUUAAGAAAGAAUUUGAUGACUGGUAUGAAAAAUACACAAAUGCAUGUAAAAUUAUUGACGGAAAAAAGUCAGAACGAUUAGAAAUUAUAUACAGCGAAAUCGAACGUGAUAUGAAUUUUCUGGGAAUUACUGGGAUAGAAGACCGACUUCAAGACGGCGUCUGUGAAACAUUGGCCAAAUUAGCUAGCAUCAAUAUAAAAGUUUGGAUGUUAACUGGUGACAAAUUGGAGACCGCUGUUAACAUUGGUUAUUCUUGUGGAUUGUUUAAUGAUACUCUUGUUGAAGUGUUUAAAUUGUCAGAAAAUAUAAAAGAAAGAUACAAAGUUGCGUAA
Messenger RNA from Octopus sinensis (East Asian common octopus), 1273 nucleotides. RefSeq names its product probable phospholipid-transporting ATPase IM. Lineage: Eukaryota; Metazoa; Mollusca; Cephalopoda; Octopoda; Octopodidae. Gene Ontology annotation, cellular component: plasma membrane. The record is from RefSeq and is a predicted model, not a curated record. The coding region runs from base 227 to 1273 and encodes 348 amino acids. Gene Ontology annotation, biological process: phospholipid translocation. Gene Ontology annotation, molecular function: ATPase-coupled intramembrane lipid carrier activity; nucleotide binding. The transcript has 7 exons.